This is a messenger RNA of Punctularia strigosozonata HHB-11173 SS5, 783 nucleotides long. RefSeq lists its product as uncharacterized. Gene Ontology annotation, biological process: mRNA export from nucleus. The transcript has 7 exons. Gene Ontology annotation, molecular function: mRNA binding. Bases 1 to 783 code for a protein of 260 amino acids. Gene Ontology annotation, cellular component: nucleus. Lineage: Eukaryota; Fungi; Basidiomycota; Agaricomycetes; Corticiales; Punctulariaceae. The record is from RefSeq and is a predicted model, not a curated record.
AUGCCUUCUCUGCUCGAGCGCUUGGACGUCAACAUGGACAGCGCCGCCGGUCCUGCUCGCGGUACGCGCAAGACGGGCGGUCGAGGGAGUGGCCGAUCGUCACCCUACACCCGGGGCCCGCCUGGUAACCCGGAUGGGCAAUGGAGCCACGAUAUGUUUGACAAGCACAACAGCCUCACGGCGCGACUCGGAAUAACGGACACGGACAACGGCACACCCGGUCGUCCCCGCCGUGUCGAUGCGACUUCCGCCUUACAGUAUCUGGUCAAGCAGGGUGAUAGCAUGUCCAUCAAAGGCGCUGCCAAGUCUGGCAACGUAGUCGAGGUCCGAGGCCUUGCCGUGGGAACCACAGCCGAGGACGUAGAGGCGAUUUUCAAGCGCUGUGGACCUAUCGUCAAGGCUGAGAUACAUCAGAAGCAUCCGGAGCUGGUCAUCCGUGUCACCUACAAGGAGCAGAAGGACGCCAAGACAGCCGUAGAGAAGUUCGACGGGCAGAACGCGGAUGGAAAGAAACUCCAUGUCACCAUUUCCGGGACAAAAGGGACUACUAUCGGGUCCCGCUUCGGGCUUGAUCCUGUUCAAGACGGUCAGGUCGUCCUCCCACCUAGCGACAGCGAUUCGAAAAUGCGGAGCGACGCGAUUCUGCGGGAGGAUCCCCGUGCCGCGCUCGUGGUCGUGCCUCAAGGUGGCGACCCGAAGGAUUAUAUCCAGCAGCAGUCGACGCGUACGUACCUUUUGCUGCGGCGUGUCGCGAACGUGUUUCUGAUCUCCGCCGCGUCGUGA